CAUUCGAAUAGUAGAGUGGCUUCGCCUUUCGUGGUUCGUUUUCGAAGAGCUCGCCCAUUGGAUCUAGCCGGCAGCCAUGGCGGAAGAUCUAGUGCUCGACACCGCCAUCAGAGAUUGGGUGCUAAUUCCGAGAAUGGUCUGCUCUAUGUUCCCAAAGGCCAGGCCCAGAAUGCACAAGCACAGAUGUUUUCAGAUCCAAAUAUGGCAAUGGAUAUGAUGAAGAAGAAUCUCUCAAUGAUUAUACCUCAGACUCUUACAUUUGCAUGGGUAAACUUUUUCUUCUCCGGAUUUGUAGCAGCAAAAAUACCCUUUCCUCUGACUCAAAGGUUCCGGUCGAUGUUACAGAAUGGUAUUGACUUGAGUACUGUAGAUGUCAGCUAUGUCAGUAGCCGUUCAUGGUACUUCCUAAAUCUGUUCGGAUUAAGAGGUUUAUUCAGUCUCAUUCUGGGAGAAGAAAAUGCAAUGGAUGAUACACAGAGAAUGAUGCAAAUGUCUGGUUUCGGCAUGGACCCAACAAAGGGUUUGAGUGCAGAGAAGGACAACUUAGACAUAGUACAGCAUGAAUGGGUCCUGCCUAAGUUUGAGCAUCGUGCUGAAGCUGUGUUGAGAAAGUUUGUCAGCUGAUUGAUUUCUGGCUCACAGGUCUUCCUUCUUCGGGUUCUCUGCUAAUCCUUGUGUGUAGGGGUGUUCCUGUGGUGGGGAUGCAGGGAAGCCUUCCCUGUUCCCUCGAAAUUUCCCACCAAAUUUCGCGGGGAUUAGCAUGGGGAAGAAUUCAGGAGGUACCUUUUGUAGAAAACAUACUUUAUUUUCUUUGUUAAAUAAUUUGUGUCCAGCCUUGUUUUUGAGAAAAGAUUUGAUUGAGUUGUUUGUGAAACUUUGUUAGGAAGAUGGACUUCAAACAGAGAAAUAUUUUGAUGUAUUAUUGAAAUAAGUUAAUAAUGUGAUGAAUCAAUUAAAUAAUUGAUCGA
Molecule: messenger RNA, 968 nt
Organism: Momordica charantia (bitter melon)
Lineage: Eukaryota; Viridiplantae; Streptophyta; Magnoliopsida; Cucurbitales; Cucurbitaceae
Source: RefSeq, a predicted model, not a curated record